CCAGACCACACACAGCUUGCAGUCAGUUGCGAAAAUGAGUUCGUCUGCGCCCGUCGAUCCUGCGUCUGUCCAAGUGCCUGUGAGCUCCGAAGGCGCGUCCUUGUUGCACGGAGGCGCUGCCCCCGCUGCUACUGCUGCCAAGAACACCAAGUUGAUUGCCCUCGGCGUGGCGGCCGUGGCGGCUGUCGGCACCGGCAUUUACUUCCUCGUUAGCCCUUUGGCCAACUUGAACGUCGCGCCUGCCAACGUUGAAGGAGGCGAUAACACGACCAGCACAACGUUGUUGCCCUUGACCGCGGUUGCCACCUCUGUUAUCCCUGCAACCACCACCGCCACCACACCCACGGUUGUGGCAACUACCACGGGCCCUGUCACAGAUCCCGAAGCCAUGGUCCCAGCAUUGACCUUCCUCGCCAUCGGGGAUUGGGGCAGUACUGUCGGCAAGGAAUGGGGCGAAGCUGGUUCGUGCUGCCGUCUCUACAAGAACGGCCAAGUCGACACGUCCACGCCUCGUUAUCAAGUCGACUACUACGCUCAAAAGUACGUGGCGACGUUGAUGGCACAAUCUGCGACAGAGCUCAAGCCCGUGCGGAUCUUGGGCCACGGCGACAACUUUUACUGGAACGGCGUCGGGCCGUGGGAUGUCAACUACCGGUUUGCCGAAACGUUUGAGAAAAUGUAUGCCGACCCCGCCCUUCAAGGCAUCAAGUGGCUCAAUGUCGCCGGCAACCACGACAUUGGCGGAUCGGCGUUCAUUUGCGGACCCCAAGACAAACAAUUCCGCGAGUGUGCGUCCGUCGACGAAAUGAUUAAAGAUCUCCGCAGCCAUUUUGACUUGCAAGCCAACUAUAAGAGCCCUAACCAAGACCGGUGGGUAUUGAAGCACUACUUUGUCGAACGCGUGUCCAAGAACGGGGUAUCCGUGGACGUGUUCAACUUGGACACGAACCACGCCGACGCGCACGGCGCCAUGCAGGUGUGCUGCCAGUGCUACGGGUACGCCGCCAAGCUAGGUGUGGACAACGUCAUCUGUCGGAACACGAAUGUGGGAGACGCCACGUGUGCCGGCGGCAGCGUCGAGAUGUUCAACACGUGCAUGGCCGAGAUCGAAUCGUGGGCCACGGACUCGUACACGCAAGCUGCGCGCGACAUCAAGGCGUCCACCGCCGACUUCAAGAUCAUCAACACACACUACUCGCCCCACCACCACAUGAACCCCAUGCGCAUGAAGAAGUGGUACGACCUGACCAAGGACACGGGCGUCCACGUCUGGUUCAAUGGACACACGCACGGGUUUGGACACGACAUCUCGACGUGGGGCACCCACUUUAUCGAAAACGGCGGCGGCGGCGGCAUCCGCACCGAUUCAGACUCGGCGACCGACAACGGCUUUGUCAAAACACAAUGGGUGGCUGGCGGCACUCCAUAUGGGUUUAUGGAGCUGAGCUUCUCCAAGGAUUGGCUCAAAGUGCAGUUUGCCACGUUCGACAAGGCAUGGAAGUUUGGCGGAUUGAAGUACCCCGACACUGUCACAGGCGGCAUCCAGCGAGGCCACUGCUGGUACGUCCCAUCUGGCAACGCCACGGGCCCAGGCAAGGAGUGCAAGUCAUCUAUCAACUAUGCCAUCGGCGCACCCCUGCGUUAAGGCCAUUUUCAAUAAACCAAACAAACGUUCGAA
Molecule: messenger RNA, 1678 nt
Organism: Aphanomyces astaci
Lineage: Eukaryota; Oomycota; Saprolegniomycetes; Saprolegniales; Verrucalvaceae
Exons: 8
Coding region: 35-1645 (536 amino acids)
Molecular function (GO): ferric iron binding; ferrous iron binding; acid phosphatase activity
Source: RefSeq, a predicted model, not a curated record